AUGGCCAGUGUAACGUUGGAUGCACCUCGCGCGACCGGAGCUGUCUUGACGCAAGGACUCGAUCGUGUCGCAAAGGUCCAUAUAUUACCCUCCGGCCCAUAUCUAACCGGCCCAGUUCUCCUUCAGAUUCGCACUCCUUGGGCCGCUACCAAAGACAUUCAAUUUUUACCGUGCGAAUCAUCGAUUCUCCGGUCGCAAGAUGCCACAUCAAGCCGAAGGACAGAUAUCGAAGACGGCCUCGGGUGCGUUGAUGUCUCCAACUUUAUCAUCUCAGAUAGAGACGAUGGCGAUCCAGCCUUGACCUUCCGCUCUAUUGUUCUGGGCUCCAUCUUCACAGCCCUUUCGAGUGUCAUUACCAUGCUCUACGUCUUCAAACCGUACCAAGUCCAGGUUUCUCCGGUCUUCAUACAACUUCUGGUGUUUCUCUUUGGAAAAACAUGGGCUAUGAUCACGCCUCGUCCAGAGAAGUCCAAAUGGAAAUGGCUCCAAACUACCCUCCGCUUUCUCAAUUUCGGUCAGCACUUCGGCAUCAAAGAGCAUGUCGUCGCAGCUUUAAUCGCAUCAUCCGGUAACAACGGCUUGUCGGGCGUUGAGGUUUACGCUGUCGAAAGACUGUUCUACAACAUCGGCGUGAAUGCAACAACCGCCGUCCUGUCUACCUUCUCGAUAUCAUUGUGUGGAUUUGUCCUGGCAGGCUUACUCCGGCCGCUCAUUGUCUAUCCGGCCGAAAUGGUCUACUGGUCGACGCUGCCUCAAGUGGUGCUCUAUCAGAAUCUUCACUUUGACCCCAAAGCCAACAAAUCUCGCCUCAUCAAGUUCGGUUGGGCUCUUGCAUUUGCGGCAGUGUGGGAGCUCUUUCCCGCGUACAUGGUGACCUGGUUUGGAGGCAUCUCUAUCUUCUGUCUGGCCUCGAUGAAGGCACCGAAACAUAUUCGGACCGUGUUCACCACGAUAUUUGGAGGAGCCUCGUCCAAUGAGGGAAUGGGGCUAUUGAACUUUUCCCUAGACUGGCAGUACAUCCAGAGCACAUAUCUCUCCUUGCCAUUCAAACAGCAGGUCAACACGUGGAUUGGGUAUGUUAUCUGGUAUGUCGUCAUGCUCGGGCUGUUCUACGGCAACGCGUGGGAUGCGAAAAGGUUCCCCUUCAUGUCGACGUCUCUCUUCUUGAGUAGUGGAGAAAAGUUCUCCGCGACGUCUAUUGUGAAUAGCAAAGGCACGGUCGACUUUUCCAAACUCAAAGACGUCGGUCUACCCUAUCUUACCUCCAGCACUGUCUGGGGUUAUCUGACGCAGAAUCUGGCGAUCGGCGCAUUGAUCACCCACGUUGCCAUUUUCUACGGCAAGGACAUGGUCCUCGCAUGGAAGCAGGCCAGGAGCAGAGCCCAGCCAGACCGCCAUUAUCAGGGCAUGCUGAAGUACAAGGAAGUGCCACUCUGGUGGUACCUAGUUCUGUUCGUCCUAGCUUUCCUCGCCGGGUUGAUCGUAAACAUCAAGGGGCAAACGACGCUGCCGGUAUGGGGCUACAUCAUUGCUCUGCUUCUGGGAGCUUUUAUCAGCCCAUUCUCCUGCAUCCUCUACGGUCUUUACGGGACUGGUAUUGCAACCAACCAACUCUCCAAGAUGGUCGCCGGGGCCCUCCACCCCGGCCGACCCCUUGCCGGUCUGUACUUCGCCAGCUGGUCGCACCAAGUCAUUCUUCUAUCCGUCAACCUGUCAAACUGGCUUAAGGUCGGCCAGUACACCAAAGUGCCGCAUCGCAUCAUGUUCGCCACCCAAAUAUAUGGAACUCUCCUAGGUGCAGCGCUGAACUAUGUCGUGAUGACCACAAUCGUCACCAACCAGCGCGAAAUCCUUCUCGAUCCCAUUGGGAAUAAUGUCUGGAGCGGAUCAACCGUGCAAUCCCUCAACUCACAGGCCGUCACAUGGUCGCUCGCAAAGGAAGUAUACGGUGUCAACGGCCGAUACGUGGUCGUGCCCCUGGGUCUAGUCAUCGGCCUUGCCCUCCCGUUUCUGCAUUGGGGUUUGAUAAAGUUAUUUCCGCGGAUUCGACAAUGGCCGCUGAACACGGCGAUUAUCACGUCAUAUGCUGGGCAGGUGUACUUUGGAAAUACGUCGUGGAUCUGGUCUUCGAUUGCUGUUGGCGUGUUUUCUCAGGUUUGGCUCAGACGGCGGAUGCCGAAGAUCUACAACGACUAUAAUUAUCUGAUUGGGGCUGCACUCGACGGUGGAUCGCAGCUUAUCGUGUUUAUUUUGUCUUUUGCCGUGCUCGGUGCAAGUGGCACAGAACGUCCGUUCCCGACUUGGUGGGGGAACCCAGAUGGUAAUCCAGAUCAUUGCUUAUAG
Aspergillus terreus NIH2624 is the source of this 2343-nucleotide messenger RNA. Its product is annotated as OPT family oligopeptide transporter. NCBI's taxonomy places the organism in Eukaryota, Fungi, Ascomycota, Eurotiomycetes, Eurotiales, Aspergillaceae. The record is from RefSeq and is a predicted model, not a curated record. Bases 1 to 2343 code for a protein of 780 amino acids. Gene Ontology annotation, molecular function: oligopeptide transmembrane transporter activity. The transcript is spliced from 3 exons. Gene Ontology annotation, biological process: transmembrane transport.